CAAGUGUGUGGGUCUCUAGUUUUGCUGAGGACCCCGAGCCUUCGUUGCUGGGAGUUACACGGGACGCCACAUCUACUCUGUUGUGUACAAAUCUUAAGCAGGUUGUGUUCAUUUGGAAAGUUGAAUUUUAUUAUUAUUAUUAUUAUUAUUUAAAGAUGGGCACAGAUAUGGAUCCUGUUUUUUUGGCAUUGAGCUAUUUCAGGAGGCGAAAAUUCCAGCAGUGCUCCGAUCUGUGUUCUCAAGUACUGGAGAAAAGUCCUUACGACAAGGAGGCUGAAAUUACAGUCAUUACUUCUGAGGCCGCAUGGAGUCUAAAAACACAGGCUCUGACAGAGAUGGUGUAUGUGGAUGAAAUAGAUGUGGAUCAAGAGGGAAUAGCAGAAAUGGUGCUGGAUGAGAAUGCGAUUGCUCAGGUUGCACGCCCUGGUACAUCUCUGAAGCUGCCAGGAACAAGCCAGGGAGGAGGUCCAAGUCCAGCUGUCAGACCCAUGACUCAUGCAGGGAGGCCCAUUACUGGGUUUGUCCGGCCAAGCACACAGUCAGGACGACCUGGCACAAUGGAGCAAGCCAUCAAGACUCCGAGGACUGCCCACACUGCCCGGCCAGUCACUAGUGCUUCCGGGAGAUACGUUAGGCUAGGAACGGCAUCCAUGCUUACCCAUCCCGAAGGACCCUUUAUAAACCUGUCUAGAUUGAAUCUGGCAAAAUAUGCACAAAAGCCCAACUUAUCAAAGGCAUUGUUCGAAUACAUCUUCCAUCAUGAGAAUGAUGUUAAAAAUGCCUUGGAUCUUGCAGCCCUUGCUACUGAGCAUGCUCAGUUCAAAGACUGGUGGUGGAAGGUACAGCUUGGGAAAUGCUACUACAGGCUGGGCUUGUACCGUGAAGCUGAAAAACAAUUUAAAUCUGCACUCAAACAGCAGGGAAUGGUUGACUCGUUCCUUUAUCUGGCUAAGGUCUAUUUACGUUUGGAUCAGCCUGUAACAGCUAUCUGCCUUUUCAAGCAAGGUCUGGAUCAAUUUCCAGGAGAGGUUACCAUGCUCAAUGGAAUAGCCAGGAUUUAUGAGGAAAUGAAUGACAUUACCUCGGCCACUGAGUAUUACAAAGAAGUUCUUAAGCAAGACAAUACCCAUAUAGAAGCUAUAGCUUGCAUUGGCAGCAAUCAUUUUUAUACUGAUCAGCCUGAGAUUGCACUGCGGUUUUACAGACGACUGCUCCAGAUGGGAGUUUACAACUGUCAGCUCUACAACAACCUGGGUCUUUGCUGUUUUUAUGCCCAGCAGUAUGACAUGACGCUGAGCUCCUUCGAACGAGCACUUCAGUUAGCUGCAAACGAUGAUGAAGUGGCAGAUGUGUGGUAUAACAUGGGACAUGUGGCAGUAGGAAUAGGAGACUCUGUUUUAGCAUACCAGUGUUUUAAACUGGCUCUGUCCAACAACAAUGACCAUGCAGAGGCUUACAAUAACUUGGCAGUCCUAGAACUUCGCAAAGGCAGAGUUGAACAGGCAAAGGCGUUCCUGCAGACUGCUUCAGCUCUGGCACCUCACAUGUAUGAACCUCAUUAUAACUUAUCUACCCUUUCCGAGAAGAUGGGCGACCUUCAAAGCAGUUAUACUGCUGCUCAGAAAUCAGCAGCUUCAUUCCCAGAACAUGUGGACACGCAGCAGCUCAUUAACCAGCUCAAACAGCACUUUGCUGUGCUCUGAAGAACCAGCUGAAGUCCUGAUUAUUCCACAUGUGGAGUUUUCCAUUCAUAUAUAUAUAUUUUUUUAAAUGUUCCUUUUACACAAUACCGAGGGGGAUAGUCUGUUCAAGUGACCCUCAGUUAUCAUACUUUCUACAUUAAUAAACAGAUGAUCUCUAUGUUUAUUACAGAAUGUGUCUGACUUCUCUGUUACACUAAGGUCAACCUAAGGGAAUCAUUAUCUGUUGUUGCUUUAGCUGUAUACAAUACACUACUUCAGUGCAAUUUAUGUAAUGCUUUUUUUCAGUAAACGCUUGAGUCUAUGAAACUCUUUUGUUCUGCAUAAUAUACUAUGGAAAUAACUGUUACUUCUGCAUCUGUGCAAACAUGUAUGUAAAAAAUCUAUAGAACAGUAAAUGUAUUACAAUAAAAAUAGAUAUACUUUUGUAAAUGAAAUUUAAAGUCAAGAUUAAAGUGAAGUUUUAAUGCCUUAGUUAAUAUAUAUAUAUAU
This is a messenger RNA of Acipenser ruthenus (sterlet), 2192 nucleotides long. Its product is annotated as tetratricopeptide repeat protein 8-like. Lineage: Eukaryota; Metazoa; Chordata; Actinopteri; Acipenseriformes; Acipenseridae. Gene Ontology annotation, molecular function: protein binding. The coding region runs from base 156 to 1703 and encodes 515 amino acids. The transcript has 15 exons. Gene Ontology annotation, cellular component: ciliary basal body; BBSome; non-motile cilium. Gene Ontology annotation, biological process: non-motile cilium assembly. The record is from RefSeq and is a predicted model, not a curated record.